Messenger RNA from Ilex paraguariensis (yerba mate), 561 nucleotides. The record is from the annotation of a GenBank genome assembly. NCBI's taxonomy places the organism in Eukaryota, Viridiplantae, Streptophyta, Magnoliopsida, Aquifoliales, Aquifoliaceae.
AUGGACGCCGAUUCGUGGAGCGCUCGUCUCUCUUCUGCUUCAAAGCGAUAUCAAUCGGCUCUUCAAUCUCGAUCUAAUAUGUUAAUGGCGUUUGAAGAACUUGAUGCAGAUGACGAUAUAAGGGAAGAGUUUCCAUGCCCAUUCUGUUCCGAGUACUUUGAUAUCGUUGGAUUAUGUUGUCAUAUCGAUGACGAGCAUCCCAUAGAGGCGAAGAAUGGGGAAUGUCCAGUUUGCGCAGUGAGGGUGGGGGUCGACAUGGUUGCCCAUAUAACACUGCAUCAUGGAAAUAUUUUCAAGAUAUCCUUUCUACGCGGAAGAGGAAAUCCCGAAAAGGUGGGUCCAAUUCAACACUAUCGUUCUGACCCAUUAUUGUCAUCAUUUAUUUUGCCUAUGUCUGAUGAUUUUGUGAGUGCCCAAUCUCAGUCUUCAGCUGAUGCAAUCUCUGUGAAGAAAAGCAUGAAUGAGUCUAUUUCAGAAAGAUACUGCAGAAAGAAGCAACUUCACAGACCCACCUUAACAACCAUAAAUGCUCAUAAUGAUGCCGCCUGUUGUACCUUGUGA